UUCAAGAACAAUAUACGCACGACAGAUACGAUUCUUACACCACAUAUCAACAUAUGUAACAAAGUUGGAUCAAUAUCAUUUCUUGCGUUGAGAUUUUUUGACAUAACAAAAACACAGAUUAAAUAUCGUGACAAAAGCAAAAACACCAUUUUGCAACACAUCUUUAGUACGAAAAUAAAUGUCAUGUGGCAAGUGUGGCUAUCCUGAUAUCCAGUUAUCAAAAAAUGGCACGUCAACAACAGGACGUAGAUGAACUUUUCGAAGUAAAAAAUUUCUUUUAUAUUGGGAAUUAUCAACAAUGUAUAAACGAGGCUCAGAAACUAAGAAAGCCAUCAACUGCAGAAGUUGCCAUUCAGAGAGAUAUAUUCACAUACAGGUCUUACAUGGCCCAAAAUAAAUUUCUAGUUGCACUAGAAGAAAUUCACGGAGCUUCUCCUCUGGAAAUUCAACCACUGAAACUUUUAGCAGAGUACCUAUCAGGCAAAUCUAAUAAAGAUGCAGUUGUAGCCCAGAUUGAUCAGGAAAUCUCGGCAAACGCCAAUAGUGAAACUCUCAUUCUGGUAGCAGCCACGAUUUACGUUAACGAAAAUAAUCUGGAAUCUGCAUAUAGAACAUUGCAUGCAUCAGACAACCUCGAGUCACUAGCAUUUAUUAUUGAUAUAUUAUUGAAACUAGAUCGUGUUGAUUUGGCAAGGAAAAAGUUAAAGGAAAUGCAAGAUAAAGAUGAUGAUGCUACUUUGACGCAGCUGGCUCAAGCAUGGAUCAAUGUUGCUUCAGGAGGUGACAAACUACAAGAUGCUUACUAUAUUUAUCAGGAGCUUAUUGAUAAAUAUGGAUCAACACCACUAUUACUCAAUGGUCAGGCAGUUACUUUUAUUGGUCAGGCUAAAUAUGAGGAAGCAGAAGCGGCUUUGCAGGAGGCUCUAGAUAAAGAUGCUAACUAUCCUGACACUUUAGUGAAUAUGAUUGUUCUUCAGAGGCAUAUGGGAAAAACACCCGAGAUUGCCUCGUAA
Leptinotarsa decemlineata (Colorado potato beetle) is the source of this 1013-nucleotide messenger RNA. RefSeq names its product coatomer subunit epsilon (gene epsilonCOP). Gene Ontology annotation, molecular function: structural molecule activity; protein binding. Gene Ontology annotation, cellular component: COPI vesicle coat. The record is from RefSeq and is a predicted model, not a curated record. Lineage: Eukaryota; Metazoa; Arthropoda; Insecta; Coleoptera; Chrysomelidae. Gene Ontology annotation, biological process: retrograde vesicle-mediated transport, Golgi to endoplasmic reticulum; intra-Golgi vesicle-mediated transport; endoplasmic reticulum to Golgi vesicle-mediated transport.